GCCCGCACCGCAUCGCUUCCCCUGUGCCGUGCCCGGCGGGGAGGGGACCCUGCGCCAGGCCGGGGCUGCCACCGGGUGCCGCCGCCCCGAUGACCGGCCUGUUUACACCGGGGCGGCGCGUACCACGGCGGCGGGGGGAGCGGAGGAACCGGCCGGCGCGCUGAGCCCCCGCCACGCUGAGGCACUUUAGCGGUGCCCCGGCUACCUGGCACGGGGUGGGGGGGAAGCCGGGCCGCCGCCACUGAGGCCCAUCCCACCACCGGGGGAAGGCCGGAUCCCGGCGGGGCUCUUGUUUAAUCCCCCCCGCGGCCGGCAUGGUUCGUCCCGCGCCGCCGCGAUUGGCCGAGCGCUUAAAGGGGCUGGCAGGGCGCGCUUUUCCGCCCUCCGACGCGGCGGCGCGUGCCCCUUUGCCCGCGCGGCGCUCCCCGGCGCGCGGGGCCGGGGAAGGUGGGGGGGGGCGGCAGCGGCGGGCGCGCGGCCCCCCCCGCGGCGACGCCAUGGAGGCGGCGGACGGCGGCCGCCGCGGGACACAAAGGGCGACGCGGCGGCGGCGGCGGGCGGCGCGGCGGGGCCCGAUGGCGGCGACGGUGGCGGGGCCCGGUCCGGGUGGCAGCGGCGGCGCCCCGCGGUACAGCCUGCUGGCCGAGAUCGGCCGCGGGGCCUACGGCGUGGUGUACGAGGCGGUGUCGGGCCGCAGCGGCGCCCGGUUGGCGGUGAAACGGAUCCGUUGUGACGCCCCGGAAAAUGUGGAGCUGGCGCUGGCCGAGUUCUGGGCCCUGACCAGCCUCCGGCGGCAGCACCCCAACGUGGUGCGCUUCGAGGAGUGCGUCCUGCAGCGGCACGGCCUGGGCCAGCGCAUGAGCCACGGCAACAAGCGCAGCCAGCUCUACCUGCGCCUCGUCGAGACCUCCCUCAAAGGCGAGAGGAUCCUGGGCUACGCGGAGGAGCCAUGUUACCUCUGGUUCGUCAUGGAGUUCUGCGAAGGGGGAGACCUCAACCAGUACGUGCUGUCCCGGAGACCCGACCCCGCCACCAACACGAGCUUCAUGCUGCAGCUGACCAGCGCCAUCGCCUUCCUGCACAAGAACCACAUCGUGCACCGCGACCUGAAACCGGACAAUAUCCUCAUCACUGAGAAGUCGGGCACCCCUGUUCUCAAGGUGGCCGACUUCGGGCUCAGUAAGGUCUGCGCUGGCCUGACUGCUCGGGGCAAGGAGGGCGGGCACGAGAACAGAAAUGUGAAUGUGAACAAGUACUGGCUGUCUUCAGCGUGUGGCUCCGAUUUCUACAUGGCACCCGAGGUCUGGGAGGGACACUACACCGCCAAGGCUGACAUCUUCGCCCUGGGCAUCAUCAUCUGGGCCAUGAUCGAGAGGAUCACGUUCAUCGACGCCGAGACCAAGAAGGAGCUGCUGGGGACCUACAUCAAGCAGGGGACCGAGAUUGUGCCCGUUGGGGAAGCGCUGCUAGAAAACCCAAAGAUGGAGCUGCACAUCCCUCAGAAACGCAGGACUUCCAUGUCUGAGGGAGUCAAGCAGCUCCUGAAAGACAUGUUGGCUGCUAACCCGCAGGAUCGACCCGAUGCCUUUGAGCUUGAAACCAGAAUGGACCAGGUUACAUGUGCUGCUUAAAUUCAGGGCAGGGCACUACUGUGCUUUGCAGCUGGGUUUAUUUACCCGGGACCCACAAUCUCCAUUAUUUACGUGCAACAAGAGAGGUUGAAGACGAGGGAAGACGAUACAGAAGAUCCCUGGUCUGCAGGAUCUCUGGCAAUGUGAAAUCUUUGGGUGUUACUUUGUUUUGUUGGGAAGAGGUGUUCUGGGGAGCGGGGGGGCUGCAGGGGCCUGUAGAAGAGCGCAGGCUGGCAGCUCUUGUGCUCAUGAGACUAUUUUAAACAAGAUCCAGAGAGCAAAGCUGCCCCUGCCCAGCCCUCCCGGUGUCUCCUGUGUGGCUGUUUGACUCGGUAGAUGUUUCUAGAGAAGAUUUGGUUCCGUCAGGAGGUGGGAAUCGCAGCCAGCAGCGAGGUUUGCUGACAGGCACUAGUGCCGAGUCUGGCUGGGCACAGCUUUGGGUUUAAAGCUCUUGUUUUGGCUCGGGGAAACAGGAGUAGUGCUAUUGCUGGUUUUGCAGUGGGAGGGCUUUGCUCUAGAAAAAGUGAGUGUCUCGGACCAUGUGUUGCAAGCGGAUGAGUGAUGUCAUAGCCAGGCAGCUUCUGAACAGGCAAAUGCUGCCCAGGCCGUGAGCAGUUGGCGUUAAUUAGGACAGAGUAGCAGAAACAGGCUGGAAAGGCAUUUGGUGAGGCAGGUCUGCUGCUGCGGCGGGUGAACCUUCCUCCUCCCCAGCUGGAUUUCACCAGUGACAUUUGUUAUGGUCUUUCUAUACUGAGAACAACAGGGAGCCUGUAGGUACUUUUUCAGGUGAAUCAUCUGCAUCCAAGAGAAACAGAAAGCAGUUCACUGCGCUGACGUGUUUAAUGUUCAGUCCUUAGGAAAAACACUUGGGAGAGGAGGAGGUUUGGCCUAAACGGCUCACGGGCUGGGUUUUGGCCUUGGCGAAACACUUUUCCCUGCUAGGUAACUAUCUCUGGGAAGCAAAAGGCAAUGCUGCUGUUUGGGUUUGGUGACAGCACAGUGCAGCUCAGGUAAGGAGAUUGGAACCUCACGCUGAGCAGCUAAUACUCGAUUUCCUUGCCUAUAUUUAAAGCAACACUAAUAUUCCGGGGACAACCCCACGUUGAUGGUCUUUAGGCUUUGCUCUCUGUAAAUGUGAUGUACAGCACCACCUCUCCUCCACCCUGCCAGUUCUGAACCACCUAAAACAUUCCUCAUCACACUAAACCCACCACAGUGUUUUGGGGAGCAGCGUCGCUCCCCAACUGCCCUCACAGAAGGAGGGUCCCUCUGAACCCUUGUUCAUGACUGUGGGGGUGUCCCCAUGUCUGUGUGUGGCUGCAGUUUUCCCUGUGUCAGCCCUGGAAGGUUCCUGAACUGGCAGCACCUCCUUGUAUCUCUUCCAUGGACUUUGAGCUCACAGGAAUAACUGCAAGUGCUGUAAACUCAGGUGGGCUAAGGCAGAGACAAGGCAGGGAAAGGAGGGAGGGGUUUCUUUUUCCUUUUCCAUCUAUUCCAGGACACAAAGCUGAGGCUGUCGCUGCAGGAAGGCCAUGUCCCUCUUAGGAGGAUGGUGCCAGGAGGCUCCAGACCAGGAGUCUGUGACUUUUGAAGGUUUGGACAGCACAAAUUUGGUGCCAAGCCCCAGUUUCCACGCUGCUCUUCUCUUUGUUUCUGGAGAUGCUGCUGUGGCCACAGCUGGACCACAACUGUACAGACUCCCUCCCACUGGCUGCUGGGGUCUGGGCAGUUUUGGGGUUGGUUAGCGGGUGCCCUGGCUGUGGAGUGCUCUUGGAGGCUUUGAUCAGUGCUUGGGCUGCUCUCGUUUGUCUCUAAUUAGCAGCAGAUCCCUGCGGCAGCUGUGCUGAGGAGCUGCGGGCGGUUUUCUCCACCUGACAGAGCCUUCGCUCCGGUUAGAGCUGUCAGAACCCAACCCUGGCCUGAACAUGUGCGGUACGAGGGAUUUACCCUCCCAGCCCUGCUCAUGUGGCUUUUCCCAAUGGAAGGGCCCCCCACCGGCGUUAUACCCCAGGAGAAGGGAGCUUCUUAGAUUUCCAUGUGUGGAGAAAAGCCUGGAAGGCAGGAUGUGGGGAUGGAAGGUAGGACCAUUGCCCCCAGCUGGCUCCUGGACCCCACUCCCCAGGGACAGGAGCCAGUCUGGUCACCCCCUCAAACCCCUGGCCACCCUCAAACCACACAUCUCCAGCUCAGCUUUUGCAUUGCAGGUGUGUUUUUGAAGCAGCUUGGCGUUAGUGAGUUAGACCGUAGUGCCUUACUUAGGAUUUAGCAAAUACUUCCAAGGAUGAAAUGUGGGACUGCCAACCUGUGGCCAGCAUGGAUGUUCCCCUCAGUACUUUGUCCUUUUCAGAGCGUUUCUCCCUGAUAAUUUUGCUGCUGUUUGUGCUCAACUCCCUGGACUAUACGGGAACCUGCCUUGUGUUUACAGCCCCUCACAUCUCUCCUUCCCGUUACUUUGGCCCAGACCAGUUCUCCCUCUCAAACAAGGUGGGAACAGCUCAAAUGUGCCCAUGCUGCAGGAUGGGAGAUGUUUGGGUUUCUCUUCCCAGCUGGGUCUGUCGGGUGUCCCCCCUCCAGCUCCUGCAGGCUGAACUGCUGCUGCUGUCGGUGUUUGUGGCUUUGGGAUGUGCUGCUGGGAAAACUCAAGCUUAGGAAAGCAACACAGAGCCUGCUGCCAGUGCCCGGCCUAAAGCCAGGCUGGCUCUGUCUCUUCUGGCCACAGCAAAGCUGAGCAUCCAGGGGCUGGGGGGUCCUGGUCAGUGUGGGGGGAGCCAAGCACCCCCUCCCAAAACCCCGCUGCUCCCCAGGGCCCCCUGCCGGGGGAGUGAUUGUAUGAAACUGUUUACUUCUGCCUAUGCUGUUUACAAGCGGGAUGUGGGGUGGGUGGGGGAACAAGCCAAGCCUCAGGAGGGUUGGGAACUGUGUUAUGUGUACCAGGCUGCAGCAGGGCCCGCUCCACCGGCUCCGGGGAGGAGAGAGCAGCAGCGGCUCCAGCCCAGAGGGGUUCGAUGAGCUCCCCCAUGUCCCCUUGCUGCUGUGUGUGAAGUUCAGCGGUGCUAGUGACAGACCCGAGUUACCCCUGUGGUCUUCCUCUACUCCUCAGGACCCAGCUCCUUCACAUAUCAGAGGCUCCCAGAGCCUUCCCGGAGCAAUAAGACUUAAAACAAGCAUUACCAUGGUCUUGGAAAUCCUCUGUUGCGUGCGUUGUCUGUCUCUUCCGUAUGCAGUACUGAGUCUGGGUUUAAGCCUGCCAAACGUUGUGGGGCAGCUGCUUCAGGGCACAAGCUGGGAUGUGUUUCCCUGUGCUUUCUGCAGGUCAGGAAUCACGCUGCUGCUUUCCUCCUCCCUUCCCUACCUGCGCUGCGCCAGCCUUACACCGCCCUGCCCGGGGGUCCCGGUCCCCGUUGGCACCGUGGCUGUGCCGUGGGAGCCGGCUGGGCGCUGCACCAGGCUCCUGCAGCCCCCGGCUCCCAGGGGCAGUGUCGGGGCAGCAGAGCCCCCGGCUCCCUCGGCCAGGGAUGCUCGUGCUGCUGGAACUGUCGCCAGCAUUGGGGACAGAGGUGCUGGCAGCUCCUCUGCUGCUCAGCUGGGCACCGGGCACAUCCUGCACCCAAAAGCAUUUCGGACAUCAGAGCAGGGUGUCAGAGCGGUGGGCACAUCUGGAAGGUGCAGGGAGCUGUGCUCUCACCAGCUGUGCUGGGACAAAUCCUAUUUCUUUGCCCAAGUGAAGCCCAGACUAGGGGAAGAGGUCGCAAGGGCCCAAGGGAGUGUUUGGUGUCCCCAUCCCGGGCCUUCAGCAAACACCAGCAGCUUUCAGAGCUGCUUCCCUGCAGCACCAGGGGGUGCAGGGACCCUGGUGGUGCUGGGUGAGCCCUGGGACGGGAACCGCUGGCCCAGCACCCCUCUGGGCUCCCUGCAGCCCCUGCAAACCAGAGCUCAGGCUUAAACCCAGACUCCAAACUGAGAUAAUUACAUUAGUAAAUGAACCUGUAUUGGUUUUUUGGGGUUUUGUUUGUUUGUUUGUUUUUGCACAGAAGCUGGUAAUCUAGGACCUAUGUGUGAACAACUUUAUAUAAAUAUUUUUUGUACUUGGUUUACUUGGGUUGGUAUGAGACAUUCUAUUUAAGUUCUUUGAACACUGUGGAUACCCUAAUGUGUAUGAGUGGCAGAGGCUUUGUAAAUUAAGAUAUGUUUGUGUGAAUAAAGCUAUUUGAUGGGGUUGAAAAGCCACACACAACUUGAAACACAA
Messenger RNA from Columba livia (rock pigeon), 5877 nucleotides. It is a transcript of the gene STK35, whose product is annotated as serine/threonine kinase 35. Gene Ontology annotation, molecular function: protein kinase activity; ATP binding. Bases 315 to 1631 code for a protein of 438 amino acids. Gene Ontology annotation, cellular component: nucleus; cytoplasm. Lineage: Eukaryota; Metazoa; Chordata; Aves; Columbiformes; Columbidae. The transcript has 3 exons. The record is from RefSeq and is a predicted model, not a curated record. Gene Ontology annotation, biological process: protein phosphorylation.